Messenger RNA from Belonocnema kinseyi, 1738 nucleotides. RefSeq names its product MATH and LRR domain-containing protein PFE0570w-like. NCBI's taxonomy places the organism in Eukaryota, Metazoa, Arthropoda, Insecta, Hymenoptera, Cynipidae. The transcript is spliced from 4 exons. The coding region runs from base 135 to 1133 and encodes 332 amino acids. The record is from RefSeq and is a predicted model, not a curated record.
UACAAAAUAUAUAUAUAAAGAAAAAGGGUCCAACAUGUACAACAUUACCCAGGCACGUUAUUCGCAGUUGUAAGAAAUCCAUGGAACAAUGUCUGACAGAUAAGACCAAAGCAUCUGAAAAAGGUAAUUUCUGAAUGCAUGGAGACAAAGUUGAAAAAAAGAGAAAACAGGAAGAAAAUUACAGUAAUAUUGAAGAAGUUGAAGAAAAGCACAGUAUGCAGAUCACAUGUGCGAGAGGGGAAGAAGAUAUGAAAAAAGAAAUGAAGCAUAGAAAAGAUGAGGAUAAUACGGAUAUGUCGAGUAUUAAUGUUAAUAUGGAAAGUAAAAAUUUCAUAGACACGGAAAUCAAAAUUCCUGUGACAGAGGAAGAUGAUAUCGAAAUACAAUCAGAUGUUGAAGGUAGUGGAGAACAUGCAGAUGAAAAUGAAAGUGACGAGAGCAGUAUCAGUGACGAUAAAGGAUUGAUUCAAAGAAGGGAAGAAGAACAGACUGCAAAUGAUGAUAAAAUAGAGGAUAUAAAUACCCAAGAUAGAGGUGAAGAUGAAGAAGAUGAAGAUGAAGCAGAUAGAGAUGAAGAUGAAAAUGAUGACGAUGAUGACAAAACUCCUCUCUUCGACUAUAAAUACCUUAAACAACCACUGUAUGAAGGAAGUAACGUAACUUUAGCCGAAGCAAUUAUAAUUAUAGACACUUUAUCAUCUUGUAAUGCUGAAAGUAAAACUGGCAUUCAAAAUUUGCUUGAUGUUCUUCACCUACUAAUUGGUCCAAAUAAUCUACCUCGUUCGAUGCACAAAAUCACAACAAAAUUUUCUUCUGUUCUCAACAUGGUUUCAUACUUUACUUUGUGUCUGAAUACCAAAGAUCUUGUAACGUUACAGAAGGGGACACUACGUGCAAGUAAAGCAGUCUGUGAAAAAUGCAAUCACUCCUGGAAAAGAAAUAUUGAUGAUGGUUAUUUCUUUGCAAUGUUUGACUUGCAAGAACAAUUUAAAAGAUUUUUUGGAACUGCAGAAAUUAAUACAGCGUUGAAAGAAAAUGAAGCUUUUCAUUUUAGUAUCAAUGUUUCUGGAUGGUGGAGCGUUCUUCAAAUUUGCACACAAAUCAUGAUGGCCAAUACUUUUAUCGUUGAAUGAACUUCCUCCAUCAUUAAGAUUCAAAAAACUUUUAUUGGCUAGAUUAUGGUUUGAGCCAAAGCAACCACUAACACAUGCUCUUUUCAAACCUUUGAGAGAGAACUUAAAAGUUUUGGCUGACGACGGAGUAACGUGGACCAACGGUGAGGGAAAUACUGUAAACAGUAAAAUUGUUCCUCUAUGCUGUUGUGCAGAUACAGUGGCUAGAGCAAAGUUGAUGAACAACGAUCAGUUCAAUGGAGAGUUUGGACGCCCUUAUUGUUAUAGUCCAUAAAGGCAUGUAAAAUCUAAAACAAAGGAAGGAGAUGAAAGAAGAGGGGUACUUGGAAAUGACCGUGCUCCAUAGAUGAGGAGAAUGCGUCAAAUAAUGAAGAGUGAAGAUAAGAUGGCCAAUACAGGGAAAGAACAGAAAAGGAGGUCAGAAAUCAAAUGAGAGAAUGAUUAAAGUUGAGUAUAGCCUAAAGAGAAAGGAAAAAAAGAAAACAUCUUACAAAGGUUCUAAAGGUCCAAGUCCAUUGUUGCUGGUGCAGUACUUCAACGUCCUCUAGGGAUUUUCACCAGAUUGGCUACACUGUGUUCUUUUAGGUGUUAUUGCGCGAGCAAUA